Messenger RNA from Rhinopithecus roxellana (golden snub-nosed monkey), 2530 nucleotides. RefSeq names its product TSPY like 4 (gene TSPYL4). The transcript has 2 exons. Lineage: Eukaryota; Metazoa; Chordata; Mammalia; Primates; Cercopithecidae. Gene Ontology annotation, cellular component: nucleus; chromatin. Gene Ontology annotation, molecular function: chromatin binding; histone binding. The record is from RefSeq and is a predicted model, not a curated record. Gene Ontology annotation, biological process: nucleosome assembly. Bases 125 to 1369 code for a protein of 414 amino acids.
CACCGGUUGCCAUGGUAGCACCGCCGAGAGUAAAAGAAGGGUGGCGCUAGACGUUUCGGGCAGAGUGCGGCAGCUGCGGAGGACAAGGAGCUCUCCUUCUACCGCCAGUCUGACUUCUACCAAAAUGAGCGGUCUGGAUGGGGGCAACAAGCUCCCUCUCGCCCAAACCGGCGGCCUGGCUGCUCCCGACCAUGCCCCAGGAGAUCCGGACCUAGACCAGUGCCAAGGGCUCCAUGAAGAAACCGAGGCGACACAGGUGAUGGCGAACACAGGUGGGGGCAGCCUGGAGACCGCAGCUGAGGGAGGUGCAUCCCGGGAUCCUGUUGACUGUGGCCCCGCGCUCCGCGUCCCAGUUGCCGGGAGUCGCGGCUGUGUGGCGACCAAAGCCGGGCAGGAGGAUGCUCCACCUUCUACGAAAGGUCUGGAAGCAGCCUCUGCCUCCGAGGCUGCUGCUAACAGCCAGAAAAAUGGCUGUCAGCUUGGAGAGCCCCGUGGCCCUGCUGGGCAGAAGGCUCUAGAAGCCUGUGGCGCAGGGGGGUUGGGGUCUCAGAUGAUAGCCGGGAAGAAGGCCAAGGAAGUGACGACUAAAAAGUGCGCCAUGUCAGCAGCGGUGGAAAAGGAGGGAGAAGCAGGGGCGGUGAUGGAGGAAAAGAAGGUAGUGCAGAAGGAAAAAAAAGUGGCAGGAGGGGUGAAAGAGGAGACACGGCCCAGGGCCCCGAAGAUCAAUAACUGCAUGGACUCACUGGAGGCCAUCGAUCAAGAGUUGUCAAACGUAAAUGCCCAGGCUGACAGGGCCUUCCUUCAGCUUGAGCGCAAGUUUGGCCGCAUGCGAAGGCUCCACAUGCAGCGCAGAAGUUUCAUUAUCCAGAAUAUCCCAGGUUUCUGGGUCACCGCCUUUCGAAACCACCCCCAGCUGUCACCUAUGAUCAGUGGCCAAGAUGAAGACAUGCUGAGAUACAUGAUCAAUUUGGAGGUGGAGGAGCUUAAGCACCCCAGAGCAGGCUGCAAAUUCAAGUUCAUCUUUCAGGGCAACCCCUACUUCCGAAAUGAGGGGCUCGUCAAGGAAUAUGAGCGCAGAUCCUCUGGGCGGGUGGUGUCUCUUUCCACGCCAAUCCGCUGGCACCGAGGCCAAGAUCCCCAGGCUCAUAUCCACAGAAACCGGGAAGGGAACACUAUCCCUAGUUUCUUCAACUGGUUUUCAGACCACAGCCUUCUAGAAUUCGACAGAAUUGCAGAGAUUAUCAAAGGAGAACUGUGGCCCAAUCCCCUACAAUACUACCUGAUGGGUGAAGGGCCCCGUAGAGGAAUUCGAGGCCCACCAAGGCAGCCAGUGGAGAGCGCCAGAUCCUUCAGGUUCCAGUCUGGCUAAUCUCUGUCCUGUGAGAAGCUUCUGCACAAGUUUCCUUACCACCUCCUCUUGGACCUAUGCUUGGCCAACAGCAUGCAGUCUUCUGUCUGCUUUCUCUUCAUACUGCGGAUUAUCUUUUCCUUUGGUUCUUCUAAAUCUUCAGUAAUCAGUUGUAAGAUUAUUGGCUUACCUGCCUAUGCCAUUCUUCCUCUGGACCUUCAUGCUUUUCUGCAUUGUGUUAACAUGUUUCAAGUGCAUGGCCUUCUACGGCUUCUAUGCCAAACAUAUGAUACUAUAGAUGUACUGUACCAUACUGCUUUUCUUUGCAUGGCUUGGACCCUGUCUGUGACCCUGGUCUUCUCCCAGUUUAAGUGGUUCUGUGCCACAAAGAAUCUUGAUACAUCUUCACAAAUAACUGACUGGGCUUCAUACUUUAUGCUGGCUGUGUACCUGAUACCCAUGUACUUAUGGUAAGCUCUUUAGGUAUUACCACUGCAAGACAAAACUGGUAUCUUAACACAGCUGUCAACCCAAAUUGGACAUUCCAGACUACCACCAACUGGAUCCCAGCUGCCUUCCUGGGCUUGUGCCAUCCACCCUACUGGUUAUCUGGUAGAACAAGCUGGUGGCUGGUGGGUGACUGCUAGGCAUGAAUGAGGUAAUAGAUGAAAAGUGUUCUAUGAUAUCACAUUGGUGUUCCUGUACCUUUGGUUACUCUACAUCAUGACCAGCUACUGCCUAUGACAAAAUUGAUGUUUACAGGCCUGCUUUUUGCUUAUAAUUGACAACAUGUGCAAAAAUACCAAAUUUGUGUCCUGUGCAGUAUGAAGACUUCAGUGAAUAUUCAUUAAUGUAUUAGCUUGUUCUCUCUGUUCAUAUAUGGCUCUAUUCUUAGAAAUAUAAUUUGAAUGUGAUCUUUCAGUAGUCUGAAUAUUUUACAAAUUGUUGCUAUGUCUUGUGAAAAUAACCUCAAAAAGAAAAAUAUGACUCUGUUGUCUUACUUGAUAUUUCUUGCCCUAGUAAUGUACUUGACAUUUAUGUUCCUAAGCAGUGUAAGUACUAGUAGAAUUUCUUUGUCAAACUCAAUGAUGAUUAUUAGUACUUUUGUCUUCUCCCAUGUGCUUGAAGGAAAAAUAAAGUGUCACUACUGUAUUUCUUGUUUUCAUCAAAAAAUAAAAAUAA